AAGAAAAGUUGCAUGUCAACAUAUUUGAAAUAAAAUUUUCCGAAAAAAAAUCUGACUUUAAAUAAUAACUCUUCUACAAUACCCGAAGCAACAAGUUUUAUCUGUAGAAUUUCUCAUUUAUUUUUAUAAAUCAGUUUCUUGUCUUACUACUUAGACCGAUGGAUUUACAUCAAUUGAAACAAAAUAUUGAGAUGAGCAAUUAUGAUGAAAACAUAUUUGAAUCUCAACGUGAUGUGAUGAUAAUGUUUACAAAUGCAUUGUAUUUUUAUGCUCCUGGUGAUGAAGUCUAUGUUCAUACACUUGAAACACUAUCAUUAGCGCAACAACUGUUACAGCCACGAUCUAGAGAAAACUUUUCUGACGCAACACCUGAAUCUUCCAGCGGAGAAGAAGAUGAGUAUCGCGACGACCAAUCGGUACGAGAAAUUGAUUUUAGUACUACGGAGAUGACACAAAAUGUUGGUGAUAUUAUGAAACUGUGUCAAGAAACUUGUAACAUUAGAUAUUUGAGCACAUUACUGUACAUGUCACUAAGACAUUUCAAUAUUCCAACAACUGCGCUCGACGUAUUUAUGAGUAGUAUAGGUGCUUACAACAGAAAGACUUCUCAUAAGUGGUCUGACGUUUUCUUAAACCAAUCUCUUGAUGAGUUUCUACUUGAUCGUCGAGGCGGAAAAGGAGGGGACGGAUUUUACGACUUAUAUCCUGAAAUUGAAAUUGAAGCACGUACAUUUACAGUUGAAGCUUGUGGCCGAAAAGCCGCAAGUUUUACUGUGCAAGAGUUGGCUGAAUUUAUUGACUCCAAAUUCUACGAACUUUAUGAUCUGAAAAAAACUAGUACCGGUUUGAUUCGUUCAGUUGAAAGUGUUCGUCUUGAUAUGAGAAAAUGGGGCAUUAAUUAUUCGGCAAACGGUUUGAGACCCUAUUUUAUUGGCCACGAACGUCAGGAUGUCAUCGAACACAGGGGAAGAAUAAUUGAUUAUUUUUUGGCACGCGAGAAAAUGUACUAUCGACUCACAGACGAUGAUCAGCCGGAGUGGAUAAAACCGACCUCCCCUAAUCCAGUCAUUUUGAUUACGCGCGAUGAGUCCUCAUUUCGUAGCGGCGAAAUUAGUAAUAAGAGAUGGAUAGUGGGUGAUACGGCUCCUUUUCAUAUCAAAGGACGGGGCAAAACGUUGAUGAUUUCUGACUUUAUGGUAGCACACGACUCGGGACCGUUUUUUCGACUGUCUGAUCAGGAGUACGCCGACGCCGUUAAGAAAUUUCCAGACUUAGAAGAUGAUGAAGGAUUACGUUACGAAAAGAACUCGGCUACAGCUUCCAUUGCCAUUGGUACUGAUACAUAUUUUGACAACGACACAAUUUUGUCACAAUUUGAGAGACUUUUCAAACUGCUUCAAUUUAAAACGGACUACAAAGGACAUGAUAUUGAAAUUCUAGUCGACAAUGCAACGACACAUUCGAAAAAAGACUAUUCUAUUUCAGGCUUUUCCAAGAAAAUAGGGACUCGUUGUGAAGUACAAUCGAUCGACUGGUUAGAUGAUAACAACGACUUUCACACAUUAAAUUGUUUCUUUACGAGUGGUCAGUAUAGCGGAAAAAAUGUCAGAAAACACAGUGAACAAUCAUUCCCAAAAAUGAUCGAGUUAGUUGAAGAAGCAUGUCAGCACUUUCAAGAUAAAAAAAUUGAUCGUAAACUCCGACGGCGUUUUUGGCGCACAUUACAUGCUUACAAUGAUGGCCAGGACUAUAAACAGGCAGUAACACACACAAUGGAUGAAGUAAACCGAAUAAUGCAAUUGGUUCGAGAGCGAAUAUCUAAAGAACUUCCAGUUUCGCCAUCACUUACUCCAUUUCAAGAGGAAGAGCUUGCUGAUCAAUUAUUCAAUGUAUUUGAGUCAAUACGGUCAAGUACUGCGUAUAACUACGAGCACGAAAUAACUUUGGCUCACAAUACAUCAGACAUUGAAAUGGAUGGAUGUGAGGAAGAUCCUGCUGAUGCAUCUGAAAAUCAAGAUUAUGAAGAAAAAGACGAAGAACCGGUGUUUGAAUCAUUUUCUCUGUCGUACAUGAAACGAGCGCUUGAUUAUUAUGAUGCAAUUAACCCAAAAACUGGAAAACGGUCGCACACGUAG
This is a messenger RNA of Didymodactylos carnosus, 2135 nucleotides long. Lineage: Eukaryota; Metazoa; Rotifera; Eurotatoria; Philodinida; Philodinidae. The record is from the annotation of a GenBank genome assembly.